AUGGAUGGAGUAAAAAAUCACCCGCAGGUUCAUUUAGAACUCGACCACACAAGCAUGUUGACCGUACUGGUUUUGGCUGCACUGUUGGUGGGUUUGGGUAAAUCACACCAGUUGAGCGCAGAAGAAUGGAAAUCUCUGAACAACCCAACGAGCAGGAUGCUGUUUUUCCAGAUCAUGCAGUCGUAUCUGGAUGGUAGAGAGGCUCAGACUGGAGCCGGCAACAUACGGACGGACGUACUGAAAGACGGAAACAGCAACGUGGCCGACAGUGCGUUCGAUAAUUACAAAUAUCUGGACAACAGCAUAUUUGAGUUGGAUUGA
Messenger RNA from Trichomycterus rosablanca, 321 nucleotides. RefSeq lists its product as uncharacterized. The record is from RefSeq and is a predicted model, not a curated record. Bases 1 to 321 code for a protein of 106 amino acids. Lineage: Eukaryota; Metazoa; Chordata; Actinopteri; Siluriformes; Trichomycteridae. The transcript has 3 exons.